CAUAUCUGUGUCACUUGUAUAUUGCGAUGCUCGUCUGCUUGCAGAUUGGCAAUCGCUUGCUGAUAAGCUCAGACGGCAUGAACCUGCACACCACGGCGUUGUCGGGGUUUAAACAAGAAUGUUUGUGGUCAAAUUUUUUUGGGAGCAGGACGCGCUUUGCCAGUCUUGGACGGUUUCAAUGGAUACUUUGCUUCAAGACACGUUGGCGGAUCUAGGGUACACUGUGGAAUGCUUAUGCAUUGUUCAUCGUUUGCACUACUUACCUUCUUUUUGUUUUACAAGUACCUUUGAACCUCCUUUAUCCUCAACAGAGCAGCCGGACAACUAUGUCGACGAACCUAUACCAGCAACAACGUUUUGUACCACCGAUAACUUUGCCUCAUCAGCCAAUUACAUCAAUCUGCUCCUCACUGCUCGUGGAUAUCCAGUGCCUCUUGUCUUCAAGAGCGAUCAGGUCGAGGAUGCUUGUAAAAUAAUCAACUGUCUGCAUCAACUGCUACAAGACGGCAAGCACAGUGCGGACGAACGACAGGAUCUCCAUGAUACCAUUGAUCGAUUAAAGCAAGAUCAGGAACAAUUACAGUUGAGAUUGGACAAGUGCAAUCAUCAGCUACAAGCCAAGGAACGAGAAAACAUACAACUAAAAGCCAAGAUCGAAUCAACCGGCCAAGAAUUGAAAAAAGAAAUUCAACAAAGCCGCAAUAUACGAGAAGAACUGUCAAAAGCAAAAAAUAAUAUGCAAUAUAUGAAAGCUCAAUAUGCGCAUGAAACGCGACGGCACGAACAAGAACACGCAAAGACACGAGAACGACUGCUUAAAUUGAUGGAUGAGAAAUCUCGAGUGGUCGUUGGACUUUUGGAAAUGAAGGAACCGAUGCCCAACGUCACAGCACGAAUCCACGGUCAUGACGAACUUGUAGAACAACGUAUUAUGUACAGUGAUCUUCUGAACAAGAGCAGCGAACGUGAACGAGAAGCAAGAACUGAGAGCGAAGAAUUCCGAACAUGUCUCAUCGAAAUCUAUACCGCUGUACGACGACUAUUAGAACGCCAAAUACAAAAUUAUGACGAAACAUUCCCACAAAUGUCAGAGGAAAAAAAUCUGGCAGAAGAAGUAGGCAAAUUUCGUUUACCGUUGAAUUUUGGAUCGAAAGAAGCCAUUCAGCAUGUACAUGAUCUGCUGGACAGAUUGCAGGAGGAAUGGGAUCGGGAAGUGAAAGACAGACAACUGAUUACUGCAGAUGAUAUUAUGGAAAAAGAUCAGACCAUUCACGAACUGGAACAACAAAUCGAAGAUUUGAUUGAAGUCCUCGAACACACUCAAAAAGAAAAGGAUGAUGCCGCGAAAAUUCACAUGAAGUAUGCCAAUGGUGGAUUUUUUGACACUCUCGCUCCUGUCUAUUCAGCAAGGCUCGAAAUAUCAGAUUCGGAGAGCUCGGUUUUGGAAGAUGAAGAAGAGGAAGAAGCCAAAUGGAUGAAGCGACAGAGAGAAGCACGUCAAGAACGACAGCAAGUAACAGAGUUGGCACUUAAAUUAGGGCAAGAACGAGCCAAGUUGUCGGCAGAACGAUGGGCUUUCAAGGAAAUGAAAAGAGAAUUACAACUGCAAGAAGUGUUGGCCGGUCUGCCAUCUUCACCCGAGCGACCGUCUCCCGAACCACCGACCUCAUCAGAUUUAUCCGCAUCCCCACAACGACCUGCGUCCGUUCGACGGACUCACUUUAGCCCACUGUUAACAUCACGACGAACUUCGGCACUUCCAGCAGACAGCGGUCGAGCUCAUAAACGACUUAAAUCUUGGCUUGGUCAUGCUCCCUCCACCCACUUUUAAACCCCAUCCAUUUCAACCACCAUUUUUCCUUUUCUUUUCUCAUGGCGUCAUAAUAAAUCAGAUAAUCGUCCCCCCCCCCCUCAUGGGUUUACAAAUGUUUCCACAGCUUGUCCUUCUCCCACGUUCGUCAUCCCUCAGUCCGUUUUGAGAUGCUCAAUUACCAGUCUUCAUUCGUUUGUAUGAUCGAGAAGACGCUGAAUAAAUGUACACAAAUUAAAAAGCUCAUGACGCUGAAAUACAGGCGCUGCAAAAUUUAUUUGCGUUGUUUUUAACGGAGACGACGAGCUUCACGUUCGGAUUCCAAGAGACAGAGGAUGUCGUUUUCGCGGACGGGACCCUUGACGUUACGGAUGAUGCUACGGUUGGAAUCGUCCAUGAAUUCAACGCGGACUUGAGUGACACCACCACGGGAGCCAGUACGGCCGAGAACCUUGAUCACUCUAGCGAGUUUGACGGGCUGCUUUUGAGCGUCC
Radiomyces spectabilis is the source of this 2304-nucleotide messenger RNA. RefSeq names its product Afadin and alpha-actinin-binding-domain-containing protein. Lineage: Eukaryota; Fungi; Mucoromycota; Mucoromycetes; Mucorales; Radiomycetaceae. The coding region runs from base 119 to 1831 and encodes 570 amino acids. The record is from RefSeq and is a predicted model, not a curated record. The transcript has 11 exons.